AUGAAUUCAACAAGGCAGCGGGGCUUUUCUGACCAACCACCUGCUUCAUUGUUAUCAUCAUCAUCUGUAAGAAAUAAUAUCAACAAGGAAUGUAAUAAUAACAACAACAACAUCAUCCUCACAUCACCAAAUGUACAACUACUAAAUAAUAAUAAUUUAGAAAUUUUUAAUAACAAUUCUAAUAAUGAAUUAUUAUCAACUCAUCAACAGAGUGGCGAUCCGAGGAGGAGAAGUGUGAGUGAUUCAAGCAUACCAAAUACUAGUUUGAAUAUCACCACCAUGAUUAAUAAUGAUCACAUCAAUGCCGACAUCAAGUUUUAUCCUCCAACUUCUCCGUCAUCAUCCACAACGACUAAUCAUUUAUUGUUCAACAACAAUGUACCACCUCCACCCAUUGUCAUUUCUCCAUCAAUAACAGAACCGAAACAACAACCUCAUUCUUCGGCUGAUGAAUGGCUUGUAAUUCCAAUUCUCAUAGUGAGCUCGCUUCCGAAAGAGGUGGAUCAAUUAUUGAGAAAUUAUACAAGUGGAAAACAUUUGAAGAAACAAGCUCCUCCUUGUUGCGUGUCACACCAUGCAGAAGGAAACAAGUCAUUAAGUCACAAAAACAAGUUAAAAUUAGCUCUAAAUAAUGGGUUGAAUACGGCAACAAAUCAAAUUCCAUGGGAUUACAAAAGUCAAUUAGCAACAUCUGAAUUAACACAACAGCAAACAGCAAUAGCAAUGGGAGACAUGUCUCAACAACAACAAUAUAUGUCACCCGAGAGCAAUGAGCAAAAACAACCUAAAAUACCUCUUGUGUAUAAUAAUUACCUCUCUCCGAGAUCAUCACACUCAAGGACGUCUACAUCUUCAAAUAACUCGUCAUCUCCUAACACAGAAGAAGAUGGCCAGACAAAACCUCAGAGAGAUGUUAGCCCUCCUGGAAGUCAUCACCACAACAAACAUCAUUCGUCAGGCAGACCAAAACAUCAUCACCACAAAUCGAAUAGUGGAAAUCUGGGAGUGUCCUUUCAAAUUCCUCAACAAAACCUGGCAGUAGUUUCCCGAUCGGGCUCAAGAAAGAAUGUACAAGCAUCUGCAUCCUCAACAAACGAGGAUUCUAUAUCUGGCAUUCAAAAUAUUCAACAUCACAUUCAACAACAAUUACAUUUACAAGACACUGCAAUUGCAGUUCCUCCUCAACAGCAAAAUGGCGCAACGACAGGUAAAAAGAUAAUACAACCAAUAGCUCAACCAAAAUCUAAAAUAUUAGAUCAAGAUUCGAACAAACUAAAUUAUUAUUUGAGAAAGAACAAACGAGUUACAGAAUGGUAUAUUGAGGAGCAAAGCUUUGACUAUUUAAGGCAUUUGGACGUAUUUUUUGAAAAGAAUGAGGUCAGCCAACUCAGUAGUAUUUCUCAUGACUUGUUAAACACUGGUUUUCAUUUAGAAGAUUUAAUUUCUAUUGAUGAAGAGGAUUUUUUUGAGACCUAUUUGGAGAAAUCAAUAUCACAAGUUCCUGAAAAGAAAAAAAUAAUAUUCCGAGUGUGUCACACAGGUUCUAGACAUGCUUUGUCACUUCGUCAAGCUCUCUACAAACAAAUGUUAUUGGAGCAAAAACAAGAGCAAAACCAAACCAUAGCACCAACAGUGGUUAUUUUUGUAUUUAGUUAUACAAAUUCCUCUUGCUCUCUAGAAAAUACAGCAAUGACAUGGAUGAAAGAAAUCAAUUCUAUCUAUCCCACCUUUUUUUCGCAAGGUAAUUUCAUGCUUGCAGGUCAUAUUGAAUUGAACAAAUCUACGAAACAACAAAUAGCAUUGUUGAGAAGGAAUGUAGAGGAUGCAACGGCCAAUGUUGGUCUAGUUCAAAAACCAAAACAUUAUUAUCACUUUCAUCAAAAGGCAGUUCCACUUUUUCAAAACAAGAAAAAUCAACGUCUCAAUAUUGUGGAAUUUGAUACACGAUUGGGAACAAAUAUUUCCCAAAUAUUUUUCGAAGCUUACCGAUUGUACUGCCUGGAUUUCUUUAGGAAGAGUAUUGUGAAUGCACUAACAAUCAAGUCACCAUCUCCACAAAUUCCAUCUAUUCCUCCUCAUCAUUCAGGUUCUCCAAAUGAGGCUGCAAAUCAUCACGAUUCACAAAGCCCUCCCUUACACACCUCUACUCCCCCUGCUGAAAACAAAUCUUUGCCAGAUGACACUAAAAAGAAGAAGGACAACUUGAAUGUAGAAACAACAGAAUUUCCAUCUCACAUAUCACCACAAUUUGCCUCUCCUCAUACGCAUCAUGACGAAGAUCAUUCAAAGGAAGAGACCAAGACUGGUUUAAUCUCCCCAACAAAUCCUAUUUUACCACCAAAGCAGGAAUCGACUAAAACAGAAAAAACUGCCCUAAGUUUAGGAUUGUUGAAAAUUUUCAAAAAAAACCAAGAAAGAAGAAACCCAAGUCAAGAAACCUACAGUAGAAAAAUUACUAAAAAACCAAAAGAAGAAAAAGAAAAAGGAAGAAGACAUUUUCCGUUGGCAAAAAGUUGCUGA
Messenger RNA from Naegleria fowleri, 2520 nucleotides. RefSeq lists its product as uncharacterized. Lineage: Eukaryota; Heterolobosea; Eutetramitea; Acrasida; Naegleriidae. The transcript has a single exon. The record is from RefSeq and is a predicted model, not a curated record. Bases 1 to 2520 code for a protein of 839 amino acids.